This is a messenger RNA of Fraxinus pennsylvanica, 1725 nucleotides long. The record is from the annotation of a GenBank genome assembly. NCBI's taxonomy places the organism in Eukaryota, Viridiplantae, Streptophyta, Magnoliopsida, Lamiales, Oleaceae.
AUGGCUUUGCCGCGGCGGCGUCAACAGCAUCACAACCGCACUCGAUGUUUGAUACCCGCCAUUUCAGCAGUUUCUGCCGCUCUAGUUCUGCUGUUAUUUUGCUUUUCGUUUCUCGUCCCCUCUCCUAUUGACAUUGAUCACUUCCACCACCCUCGACACCAUUCUUCAAUGAAUGAUGGUGUUGGUGAAGGCAAUGGGGUGCCGGUGUUUCUUGUUCCGACGAGCGGCGGAGUAUAUGAUCGUGAUAUUUGGACUUCAAAGAAUGCUCAGUUCUACUAUGGAUGCAGUAAUGCCAGCAGCAAAUUUGCAAAGGCUGAAGAUGUCACGCAUCGGAAUCGUUACUUGGCGAUUGCAACCAGCGGAGGUCUAAAUCAACAAAGAACUGGGAUAACUGAUGCUGUUGUUGCUGCUCGCAUCUUGAAUGCUACCCUUAUUGUUCCAAUACUAGACAAGAAGUCUUUCUGGAAGGAUAAUAGCAAUUUUUCAGAGAUCUUUAAUGUUGAUUGGUUUGUAUCAUAUCUUGCAAAAGAUGUUGAAAUCAGAAAAGAGCUCCCACGGAGAAGAGGACGUAUAUGGACUCCAUAUACCAUGAGGGUUCCAAGAAAGUGCAAUGAUAAAUGCUACACAAGUCGUGUAUUACCCGUACUUUUGAAGAAACGUGCUGUUAUGUUGACCAAAUUUGACUACAGACUUGCAAAUAAACUGGAGACGGAAUUACAGAAGCUUAGGUGCAGAGUCAACUACCACGCACUGAAGUUCACCGACCCCAUUCUUGAAAUGGGUGCAAAGUUAGUUCAGCGAAUGAGGAUGAAUACUAAGCAUUAUAUUGCCCUUCAUCUAAGGUUUGAACCUGAUAUGCUUGCAUUCUCAGGGUGCUAUUAUGGUGGUGGAGACAAGGAGAGGAGGGAACUCAGUAAAAUACGGAGGAGGUGGAAAACAUUACAUAUUGGUAAUCCAGAUAAGGGGAGGAGGCAGGGAAGAUGCCCUCUUACUCCUGAGGAAGUAGGUCUGAUGCUGAGAGCACUUGGUUACGGCAAAGAUACUCACAUUUAUGUGGCAUCUGGAGAAGUAUAUGGAGGGGAAGAGACGUUAGCCCCAUUAAAGGCUCUUUUCCCCAACUUCUAUUCAAAAGACACUAUAUCCAGCAAGCAAGAGUUGGAACCUUUUUCUGCCUUUUCUUCUCGUAUGGCUGCACUAGAUUUUAUAGUGUGCGAUGAAAGUGACGUCUUUGUGACCAAUAACAAUGGUAAUAUGGCAAAAAUAUUAGCAGGGCGGAGGAGAUAUUUUGGACACAAACCUACCAUCCGUCCUAAUGCCAAGAAGUUGUACCGGCUGUUCUUAAACCGAGAGAACAUGACUUGGGGAGAAUUUGCCUCCAAGGUUCGUACAUUUCAGAGAGGUUUUAUGGGAGAUCCAAAAGAGGUGAGACCAGGCAGGGGUGAGUUUCACGAAAACCCUUCUUCUUGCAUUUGUGAAGAUUCGGAGGCCAUAGCAAAGAUGGAUUUGGGUCUGUUAAAGCACGGAAAGGGAUCCACCACCACUAAGAAAGACACAGAUAUAGAAUCUGAAGAUCAAAAUAUGGAUGAUGACCUUGAGUGGUCUGAUCCUGAAGACUAUGAAGAUCUAAGUAACGAGCAAGGUAAAGUUCUGUAUAAUCAAACAGGUUUGGACUAUGAUGCUUUAACAACAGAGGAUCCCGAGUUGGAUGAAUUGCUUUCAGAUUGA